AUGGUAUGAUGAUACUGGUAUUUACUGUAAUGUAUCUUCUGCUUGUAACAUUUCUUUAGGUAUCUUCAUGCAUGCCUGGUCAUCUGAUUGUUAUUUUAUCUUGCAAGUGGUAGAAGGUGUAACUCGACAGUCUUUCAAACCCAUCUUCCUCGUCUUUUUUAAUAAUUAAAUAAUUAUGAUACAGCUGUGCCACUUGUUACUGCAAUUCUAAGCAGCAACUUUUUCCUUUUACAGUGCAAGGAGCUUGCCAAGUCUAAGGCAGAAGUUGCCUGCAUUGCCGUGUAUGAAACAGAUGUGUUUGUGGUGGGGACUGAGAGAGGAAGAGCCUUCGUUAAUACGAGAAAAGAUUUUCAAAAGGAUUUUGUAAAGUACUGUAAGUUUAAAUUGCAGUUUUUUCCUCAAAUCAUUUAAGUGUCUCCUUUGGGAAAAGCGUAAUCCUACACAGAUUUGGAGUGGAGUGCUGAAGAUGGUUGGAUGGUGUCUUGUAUGCCACCUCUGGCAACUCCAGCAUCCAAGCUGGUGCCAAAUGUAUUACUCGACUUUCCUUUGGGCCACACCCAUGGAACUCCACCCCCCAAAAAGUUUUCUUAAACCCCUAAAAAUGGGGCUUUUCUCCUCCCUAAGAGAAAGUUCAACAGCUGUGAGCUGACGCCCCAAAAACGUGGCUUUUCUCCUUGAAAAAAGCUCAACAACUUUGAGCUGAACCCCCCCAAAAUGGGGGUAGAUCACUGCCAGUUUUUAAUUCUGAAAGUAGAUCGCAGUCUCUUGAGAGUUGGCCACCCCUGAUGUAUUUGAAAUGAUUACAAAAUAGAAAAACGACUGCACAGUUCAUGAAGACGGCAACAGUUAAUGCAAAUCAAUGUUUUGGGGCAUCAUUUGCAUCAUAUAAACAUCUGUGUAUACCACAAAAGUCCAAAACCAUUCCAGAAUAAUGCAUAUUUGUGCAGCUGCCCAAAAGGGAAUGUAGAGAAAGCUAGGCACACUAUCUUAGAGGGAAUUCAAUGUUGGUGCAACAGUUGACAAGACUGUCCUCUGCAUGGUCUUCUGCUGUAUUGAAAUAUCUUAACUUGUGGUUAGGCCCAUAUAUCGUUGCAGUUUAGCAUUCAAAAGGUGACUUGGUGUUGGAUUUCAUACUUUCUGUUUUGCAGGUGUUAAUGAAGAGGCAAAGGCUGCAGAACUACAGAAAAUAAAGUCAACAUCCCUAGAUAAUAGGAUGACUGUGGAUAUUGUGGAAAUGGAAGCCCUCAGGAAAUCCGUUGAGGAUUAUUUCUGCAUCUGUUAUGGUAAAUAUUUUUGUUUUAUUUAGAAUAAUGGUAUAAGCUUUAGCUUACAAAUGUUGAAGCCACUAAAAAGAGGGUUAAAGCUGGUUUGUGGAUCCUCUUCCAUUCCUGGUUCUAGGGGUUCAGGGGAGAAGAAGAAGAAAAUAUUGAGUGGAAAGUUGUCAUAAUAGAAUUGUGAUGUCCUUACUCCUGAGCUGGGAUGCAAAUGGGUCUCUCCUUGAGGAAGGCAAUAAGACCACGAAGAUGCUGAAUCCUACCUUGUUGGAUAGGCAUUUCCACCAAUUUCAUAGAUGCGAAACUAGUCUUAGGAAGAUAAACCCAUAGCUGCUUUAUUCCUUUAGGAACGGGAUAGUAAUAGCAGUUUUAUAAAGCACUAUGUAAAUAAAAUGCACUGUGUGUGUGAGAAGCAGCACUUCACACAUGUUUGCUCUGGUUCAAGUUUUCUUGUUCAAAUUUCUUUCGUAAGAUGUCACCAUGCUAGCGUCCAUUACUGUGUCUUGCAGUUCUGGGUAGUAUUUUCCACUGAAGAACAUUGUUACAGUAAGGACCAGUGUAGCUGAUGUGGUGAUGACCUGUGUUGGAGGACUAAAAUAUUCAGAAAGGCUUCAUUUACUGAGGCCAUGGGAUGUUAAUUGUUUUCAGUGUCUAUAUCCAGAAGUUCUCUCUUGGCUAUUGUAGGACCAGUAAGUCUGACAUGCUGCGCUUGUCAGAAUUGAAAUGCUUAGCAAAUAUUAAUAUUUAACAGUUUAUAGACAGGUUCUGAAAAGUUCUGUUUUUCUAAUAAUUCAUCAUCAUUGUCUAAUAAUCAACCUACAUUCAGUUACUGUUAAAGUCAGAUUGUUGCUACAAGGUCCCAGUUUUGUGGAAAUUAUGAAGGAAGCACUCCUGCCCUCCUUUUUUCCUGCUUCAGGAGUACUAUCUAUUACAGACAUAUUUUGCUUGGAGAAAUGAUUUUGAGCUUACAAGACUGAGGCAAAAAAAUGGGUGGAGGAGGGGAAAGACAAAGGAAGAAUGCAUGUUGCUGUGCAGGAAGGGGCAUAAUUGCCAUAGUUUUGGUAUCUUAUUGAUAAAGAUUGCUUUCCUCCAUCCAGGCAAAGCUUUAGGAAAGUCAACUGUAGUUCCUGUGCCGUACGAUAAGAUUCAGAGGGACCCAUCUGCUGUGAUGGUGCAUGGUCUCCCAGAAGGACUUGCAUUUAAGCAUCCCACCAACUAUGAUGUUACAACACUGAAGUGGAUUCUGGAAAACAAAUCUGGAAUCUCAUUUGUCAUCAAAAGGUGUGCUAGCACCUCCUUUUCUUGGAGCAGUUUGUUCAGUUAAAUUAUAAAGGUAAAGGUAAAGGUACCCCUGCCCGUACGGGCCAGUCUUGACAGACUCUAGGGUUGUGCGCCCAUCUCAUUUAAGAGGCCGGGGGCCAGCGCUGUCCGGAGACACUUCCUGGUCACGUGGCCAGCGUGACAAAGCUGCAUCUGGCGAGCCAGCGCAGCACACGGAAACGCCGUUUACCUUCCCGCCAGUAAGCGGUCCCUAUUUAUCUACUUGCACCCGGGGGUGCUUUCGAACUGCUAGGUUGGCAGGCGCUGGGACCGAGCAACGGGAGCGCACCCCGCCGCGGGGAUUCGAACCGCCGACCUUUUGAUCGGCAAGCCCUAGGCGCUGAGGCUUUUACCCACAGCGCCACCUGCGUCCCUUCAGUUAAAUUAUAAUUGCGUAUAAAUCUUUCUGUCUAUCCUUAAGUUUAUCUAUAAUUAUAUUGGAAGUGGGUGGUAUUUAGUGGAGCAGUGUUGCUGCUGAGUUGUGAACUUGAAAAUCUCUCGUUCAGACAUUUCCUUUGCUAUGCCAUUAUUAUUAUUAUUAUUAUUAUUUAUUAUUAUUUGAAUUUAUAUAAUGCCUUAUACCCAGAGGUCUCAGGGCAGUUCAUCUGUUGUCUGAAAUGGGCAUAAUAACACUGAGCUGUUUUCAGGGUGGCAGUAAGGAUUGCAUAUACAGUCGUACCUCCGCUUACGUAUCCCUCCGCUUACGUAAACGUCGGGAUAUGUAAGUGGCAAACCCGGAAGUAUAUUUCCGGGUUUUUGCCACGCAUGCAUGCGCAGAAGCGCUCUACCGCUGCACAUGUGUGCGCAGAAGCGGUCCCUCUGGUUGUGGAAACCUUGGGAUCUGAUCGGAGCUCCAGAACAGAUCCUGUCCGCAACCGGAGGUACCACUGUAUACAAAAUGCUUUGAAUACUUUUAAAUGCUAGUAGCUCUUUUUAGCUGUGCUUUUAAAAUAACAGAACACUUUCUUUUUAAUAGGCCCUUCCUCGAGCCAAAGAAACAUCUAGGUGAGUAGACACUUGUCUGAUCUAAAUAAAAACACUGGAAAUUUCAUUUGAUACAAUGGCCCGAUUUGCACAUUUUGGCAAGCCAGGGGAUGACUAACCCUUUUUGUACUGAGGGUUACGUUGACACAUCACCAAUCUUCCAAGGAUUGCAUCAUAAAAGUGGGUGGGGCCAAAGGGUAUAAUUUGGCAUGGCCAUUUUCUUGUUAAUGGAGAGGACAAAUUUGCUGUGUGUCUGUCUCAUUCUCACAAACCAUUUAACACCACAGAUCGUAGCAGGGGACCUGCAGGAGUGGUCAGUUUAAAAAUGUUAUUUUUAAAAUAUUUUGGGGCAGUCACAGACCCCUUUUGCUUGCACAGCCAGUCACUGCUUGUCAAAUCUGGCUUUUGUUACAUUAGGGUUAGGUAGAGAUCAAUCUGUUAAUUGAUCUGACCAGCAAGCAAGCCUAACUCAGAAGCCCAUAUAGGCAUCAACAGGUAUUUUCUGAAUCACUCUGGCCUGUAACUGUUAGAGACUUUCUUUGCUGGUGUGACUGACUUUUCUCUUUCUCUCUCUGUAGUUUGCAGGGCCUGGCUGAAUUUUUGUGAGACCUUUGGUCCCAGAUUCAGGACCUGCUGUGACCUUGAGUUAUGAUACUGGUGUUAUGCCACUAGUAGUAUUAAUCUUUCUAGGGGAGAGUAUUUUCAACCAGUUCCUAUUAUUAUUAUUAUUAUUAUUAUUAUUAUUAUUAUUAUUAUUAUUAUCAUCACAGAUGCUAUUCCUUUACACAACCAAAUGCUGCCGGUGCUGUGAUUUGCUGCAUUUUAGUUUUGUACCUUGUGCUUAGAUUCUUUGGGAUGAAGAGUAGGCUAAAAGUAGCUUGAAAUAAAUAAGUGAAAAUGUGGAGUCCAAGUGAUACUAGUUUAACCUUACUCUAGAAUUAUAUAAUUGGGUGUGAAAUAUAAGCACCACAUUAACAGAUAACAUUUUAUUCCUUGCAGCACCUCGGAUGACAGAUUCCUCUCACACAGUAACAUCCCCAGGUGGAAGGUAGAAUAUUUUUUGUGCUUUUCUGUGGUUGUUGCUUUUUUCCAACAGCUUUUCUCCUGUUGGUGCAAAAAUAAUAAUUCAGAAAGGACAUCUUUCAACCACAAAAUACGGUUUUGAAUAUUCGUCUUUCAUUUAAAAUACUCAUUUCCCCAUCAUCAUAGUUUGCCAGGCUGCUGACAGCAUCCUUUGUAAGCACACUUAGAUAAUUUUAAAAAUCCUAAAAUACAAGAAAUCAGUCUCAUCAUCAGGAUCAAUCUUGUUAAAAGCCUAAGAGUAUUUGGUGCCAAAAGGCCAUCUGAGUUGAUGCCAGACAAAAAUAUGUGUGAUGACCUUCUCAUCCAUCCAGUUGUCUGUCUUGGCUGAUGGGGCCCUUUUGACCUUUGUAAGAACCACACCUGCCAUUUCAAACCAGAAAAGAAGUUUCCAGCCCUUGUAGUUGUGAGGAAAAAUGUGAAAACAGCCCAGUGUGUCUCCUAGCCCUAGGAGCCUAACGUAAAAUGUUCUCUGGUUUUUUAAGAUUUCACCUCCAUGUUGCAUAGCUCUGGUAUAAGCACAGGUUUGGGAUAUCAUUUGGCACAUCUACAUCGCUUCCAGGGCAACAGAGAAGGGCAAGAGUUUAAUGAAAAAGCACCUGCUUUACAUGCAGAAGGUUCAAACAGGGAGAGCAUCUUCAUUUAAAAGGCUGUUGGAUAGCAGGGCUGGAAAGGACCCUACCCGACACCCUGGACAGCUCCUGCCAGUUUCAUGGGCUAGUACCAGGUUAGAUGGGCCAGCGGUCUAACUCAGUUAAAGACCGAUCCAUAGGAUGUUUGUUAUUGCAUUCACGGUUUGCAUUAACAUACUCUUUUUUUCAUGCAUUCAUCUAGCUGCCCUGCCAUCCAGGUGAAGACUGAGCCCAGUGAAGAUUCUGGUAUGUAUCUCUUACUUCCUUGUUAAUAUUUGUCUCUUGAGCAAUAGGGGAUUGUGGUAUAUAUACAUCACUUAAUAUACAUAUUUACGUUAUUAUUAUUUCAUGGUAAUAUGGAAGCUAGAACUUAGUGAACUUGCCCUGUGCCUUCUCCCCUGGCCGUAUGCAUCCCACUUUAAGACCCAUUCCACUUGAAUGAUCCCAUCAGCAUUUGAAUGCACAGUAGAACCUUGGUUCUCGAAUGGCUUAGCUGCCGAACAAAGCAGCACCUGAAAGCUGCAAACCUGGCAGGAAGUGUUCCGGUUUGCGACUGUUUUUUGGAAGCCAAACCUCUGACGUGGCUUCUGCUUGAGUGCAGGAAGCUCCUGCAGCCAAUCAGAAGCUGUGCCUUGGUUUUCAAAUUGUUUCGGUAGUCGAAUGGCCUACCGGAACAGAUUAAGUUCGAGAAACAAGAUGCCACUGUAUGUGCUUAGUGGAUCUCGGUAAGCAUUAAUAACGUGACUGCUUGUAGUAUAUCUGAUUACUUCCGUACAUACAUACAUACAUACAUACUUACUUACUUACUUAGUAGAUUUCAGGGCAGUCCACAGCAUAAAAAUACAAGGAUAUAGCAUAUCUAAUUAGAAAGGAACUGUCUCUCUGCUCUAGUAUAACAUGCAAAAGAACCACUGAUAAUUGGGUGCUUUUAAAAAGAUGUGGUCUGGCUUUGCAUGGCAGCAAUGGGGAGUAUUGCUGCAUGGGGAAUUUCCAUUGGAUUCGGGUGCUUGGUGGACAAGGCCUUAAUCCAGGUAAGGCCUUGUCCACCAAGUACCCAAAUCCAGUGGAAAUUAUUACCAUCCCUAAUAGACCUGCUCGUGGGCUUCCAGAGAUUCCCAGUAAGCUGCUGUUGGGGGAAGUGGGGAAUGGAAAGGAUGUGCACGAUUCAAUCCACAACUCCUAGUUGUAUUGAAUGAACUUGUGUGCACUCGUAACUCUGUCAUUGUUUCUUUACGUGAGGAUGCCUGCCAUGGUUGAAAACUAAACGCCAGACAAAAUGGGCCUUUAUUUGAUAAAGCAGGACAACUCUUGUCUUUUUCUUUAAUCUUUCUUUCUUCAGCCUUGUCUUAUCUACCCCACAGUUGCAUAGCUAUUAAUAAUGGACAUGGGGCAUAAAGUGGAUGUGUGCUCUCAUUGCGAUUUAUUGCUUGAGCACACCUUGAAGCGAGUUUGGACACUGCAAGGGGGAGGGAGUAUGAUUUUCUACUUUUGUAAUGUUUGAACUGAAUGAAAGGUUACUUGAUGCACAAGAAACCUGGAAUCCCUCACACUGUAACAAUACUAAUAAUAAAUUAAUAAAUUUUAUUUAUAUCCCGCCCUCCCCAGCCGAAGCUGGGCUCAGGGCAGCUAACAACAAUCAAAAUAAUCCAACAUUCUAAAAACAUUCAUUAUAAAAUUAAUUAAAAUCAACAAGCUUUCGCUCAAAAUGUUUUGGUUUUCUUGAGGCUUCAGAAGAGGGUUUUUUUUUUUGCUUUGGAAGCCUAAUUGCCAAUGUAAAUGGCUGACACUUGUUCUUCUUCAGGGCUUGAGAUGGUAACAGUUAAAGAAGAAUCUGAGGAUCCCGACUAUUAUCAGUUUAACAUUCCAGGUAACAUUGAGUGUAAGACUUUUACUGUGCAGGCUGAAAUCAUGAAUGUUAAAAUAUACUGGUGGAAAGGCAAGUGAAAGUGGAGGCUAUUGGAGGAGACAGAACAAUCAGAAAGGGCCCUGGUUCUAAUGUGAACUUAAAUUAUUUGAGGCAGGGUUUUCCUUUGGUCAGGGGAUUCUUAUGCAUGGCUCCUGCUCUUUUUUCCUGCUGCUUUUGGUCCUUGUUCUGCCAUUGUCUGUGCUUUUCCCUCCCUUGUUCUCUCUCUCUCCCUCUCUCUCUCCUUCCGUCAUCUCUCAAGGCCUUGGCAAACGUUUUCUAGGUGCUGGAAUAAAUUAAAUAAUUUAUAUAGGUCUGUACAAUAAGUGUCUUAUCCAUAUCCUAACCUGUAUUACAGGAAAACAAGCUUGGAUUUCAGUGUUGCAAAUGGGUACUUUUGAGGGAGGGGAGGGUGUGCAGUUGUUCACCUGCCUUGAUAUUUCAGGCUACAGAAGAUUAUUCUUAUUCUUUAUGAGUGCUUAUAUUUAUGACAACUCUGUCACUGGUUCAUCACACUGAAUACUGACUAUUGUUACAAAGAAUGAAAUUAACCUGUACAUUGGCCCAUUUUGUGUUGAAGGCUUUAAAAAAGUGGCUGUGUUAACAUUGCCAGUGUUAUGAGGUACAAAAAAGCAAAACAGCCACAUUCAGUACUUCUAAAUAUCUUUUCUUUUAGCAAGGCAUUGUCAAGUAUAUAUUUGAUGUAAACCCUUGUGCACAUAGCUUAUGUGUAUGGUUUAAUAGAAAUGGUCUAGCUUGCUGUACUACUAAAGACGAGUGGAGUGUGCAUAUUUUUUCCCUGUCACUAUAUGCAAAUUUCCUGAAAAGCCUCUGUCAUAGUCAAAGCUUACUGUUAAGUAGGUUUCUUCUUGAUCCUAGCCUCUAACAAAUGUUGUAUGUCUUCCAGGACUAUGGUCUAAAGGCACAUGAUGUUAUGAUCUUACUUGUGCUAAGCAAGUCUCCAUUUGGGGAUUGCUUUAAUGGGAGACUGGAAGCCCUACGUACAACAGUUUGAAUUCUGUCAUAAAAGGAAAUUGGGCAAUAAUAUAAUGAAAUGUUCCCCUUCCCAAUUCACAUUUGUCUUCUAGCUGCCAUUACUAAAAGAAACAAAAACCUUCAAUAUUUCUUUUUCUGUUGGCUUAUUGGUAGUGCAGAAGGAAAACUAACAAUGAUUUUGGGAUUUAACUUGAAAUGGUGAAUGGAAUAUGGUCAGCCCCGCAACCUACUUCUUGUGAGCUCCUUUGUGACUUCACUUUCCCUGUUUUAAUGGCCCAUUUGUGACACCCACUGUCCAGGGAGAUGGAUUUUGAGAAUAGCAUGAUUAACUGGAUACUAGCUUAAUGUCGCCUAGUGACCCGUCGCCUAGUGCUGGCAUCGCAAGUCAAUGAAACACAGCGGAUCGGUGCCAGAAAGUUGAAUGUUGUUGCUCUUACAGAUUAGUGGCAUAUAAAUUUGAAUAUAGAGGAUGUGGCAGUGCUCUGAUUUUCCUUGCAGAGCCACCUGUGGCUCUGUUUCUGCAACCAAGAGAUCACUGGACUUGCAAAGCCUUCCUCAGCAUUGGCUCCUCUCCCCUGCCACAUCUUGUUGAUACUACAUUCUCUAGCUUGUUGGAAAAGAGCAGAGUACUGUAGUGUUGUCCCUACUGAAUCUCCUUUGAAGCUUUUAAUUCUGGUGCACGCAGUUGUGGUAAUCCUGCCUGUCUCUUUCCAGCUAGGGCAGGUGUUGUGUGCUUUGUGUGUUCUCUCUCUUUAAAAGGUAGUAGAAAGGGGAGGGUCAGUACUUUGCAAGAGUUAUUAUGACAUGACUAUUAAUUUUCCUUAUUAAAAAGGAAUAUGUAAAGGAGUCUUUCAUGGGCAAGGAAUUCCAAAUUGUUUAAUAUGAAGGCCACUUUCACCCAAUUCUACAGAGGUAACAACCUUGUGAGUGUUCUCAUGAUCCCUUAAUGUUUCAGUGGAGAAAAAGAGAAGAGUCAUGAUCCCUUGCUUUUUUUUUUUUUUUUAUCAGAUGUUCUUUCCCUAUUUAACUCUCUUCUUUCUCUGAAUUGGUUCAAUUGAGAGUUUAUAAGCUUUUCAGAUAAGCUUCUGAUAUGUCCCAAUUAUUAGUUAGAAUAAUUCAGAAUAUUUAUCAUUCACUGUAUUUUUAUCCCACUUUCCAGACACAUGUUGUCUCUCAAAGGGGUUCACAUCAAUAAUAAUAAUAAAAAAGACGGGCCCUGCCAUCAGGCUUGUAAUCUGAGAAGACAAAGACUCUCAAGGUUGGGAGAGCUGCCUUUGACGGCUUUCUGACUGGCAGAAACUUAGCAGGUGCAGAAAUAGAUUGAGAUGGCUCUGGACCAACAGCACAGCAGAAAAAUAUCCCUUAUUCUGUUAAUGUGCAAGGGUUUAUGCAUGCAGAGAGAAAAAACAAGAAAGGGUUAAGUUAGGUGUGCUGGUUAAUUCUGGGUCUUUUUGCUCUGCACCUGCAACUAGUUAAGCAUGUGAGAGUGAGUCAGCAAACUUGAGAGUGGGACUGCAACGCUGGCAGUGUUGGAGCAUGUUGCUGGCUUGUGCUUAAGGUGUUUGCUUUCUUUGUUGAUGAGAUUUGUUAGGGGUCUGUGAGUUGGUUGAAGAUGUAAAGCACUGUUGGUAAAUACAGAAAAUGGAUGGUGGGUAAAUCAUAGUUUUUGCUUAAGAUUGUUUUCAGAAAAAAAGUGUAUGAUCUCUUUUCUCAGUAUUGGUCUGUUUGGUAGGGACAGAUUCUGGGGGAAUGCCAUUAUGUGGCCUUCCUGCUGCACCAUAACUGGUUGCUACUUUAAUGGAUGGGACACUGAUAAGACAGGAAAUUGAGAACUGAAGUUUUGUGUUGGCUGGAUUUGUAAACUGAUGAACUGGAAGAAUCGUGUGCUUCGCUUGAUAGAAAAUGGAGGGUUUUGAAGGGAUAGGUGGGACUUGGCAAAAAGGGAAUAUUUGAGACUCACUUUAGCUCAGUUCAGAUACCAUACCAAACCAUCCAAGCGUAAUUGGUUUGCUUUGAUGUCUGGUGAACACUGACUUGUGAGCAGCUAUCUAACCCAAAUCAAAAGCUGUAAUUUGAAGUGGGCUGAAAAGUCAUUGUUUGUGCUACUAUGCUUUGGAGUGUUGAAUUGUUCGACCGUAGUAUGUUGCUCCAUCUCCAGACAAGCUGCCCUAAACUGCGGCUUGCCUUAGUGUUAACUAAAGCCAUGUUUUGGCGGAUGUGCGAAUUGAGUUGCUGCUUGUUUCACAACAAAGAGCUAGAUGACCCUUGGAAUUCUCCUCCAUGCUGUGAUUAUAUGAAACAAUUCCUAUUUUGUUUCUACGGUUUCUUUAUUCAGCUGAGCAUGCUCUUGUAAUGGGACGGGAAAAUCUUGGGAAGUGAUUUUUUUUAUGGCUGUCUUUGUUUAUCAAAGCAGGUCCUUCAGAAACUUCGGCGAUUGAUGAGAAAAUCGCCAUGGCAAAGUCUUACACAGGUAUAGCAAUUCACUUGUUCAUCAUCACAGUGCUAUUUCUCACAACAGCAUUGAUACCUCAGUAGCCAUGUUCUGCCUGCCAACAGUACUGUUCUCCAAUAUUGGUUUCAAUAAGUGGCUUGAUUCCCGCCCCCCCUUCGUUUCGUGAAAGAGAGCUGUAAUUCUACCCUGACCCUACUCUUGUUUGACUUUCAUUCAGGGGACUUUUGUCUACCUAGAAAUACUGUGAAUUUACUGUUGUUGGCCAUUCAGACCCUGUAAGCUUAUGUUUUCUAUGGAAAAUACAGAAAGGCCUUUCUAUUCCUAUAAAAAUGAAAUCUCAGAUAAAAAUUGUGUCAAAUAACAUUUUGAUCAGACUUAUUUUGCCACAUUUUCCAUUAAAUGUUGUUGUUGUUGAGUCAGGAGGGAGAACAGUUAUGAAUUAUGAAGGGAAAGUAUUGAAGGCUUUAUGGCAGAACUUGGAAGAAUUUUGUUCCAGCUUCAUAUUUAUGCGCCCCUCCCAACAUGUUUUCAAACAUUGUGCUAUCCAAAUUGUGUCUAUGUUUUCAGCAAGGCUCUUCUGAACUAUAGAUGGCCUAAUUGUGUUUGCCUUUUGCGAGGAGUGCACUCUGCCAAAAAAAACCUUUGGUUUUAUGUGAAAGAAAAUGGGAGCAGAGAUUGAUUGUUGACACAGACUCUUUUUUGAAAUGAUCCUGCUUGAGAUGAUGGUGCAAUAUGGGCCAGGUUCACUGGUCCAUAAAAUCUCUACUCCGUUCCUUGGGAUACUAAUUCUGAAAUUUCAAGUGUUGACUAGUGCCCUCCUUAUUCUUAUGAUGGUGUGUUUAUAUUUGUCUAAAGGAAGCAACCAGGGUUCCGAUUGCAGUGAAGGAACAGAUGUGGAAUUGCCAGUAGAAGGUUAGAGAUAUGUAAAUUUAAAAAAAAUUAAAAACUCUGGAAAGUUUUUUUAAAAAAAUAAUUAUUAAAAGAACACUUAAUGCAAACAUGUCCAUUGUGUUCGUGUCUUGCAUUCUUUUUUCCAUAUUCUACAUGGUUGUAUUUUUAUUUUCAUCCCCUUGAGUUGUGAUCCUGCAUGUUUAUUGUGGACAACUAUUGAGAAGCCUUUGCAAGAUGACCCCCAUCUCCUUCUCUUUCCUUCCACACCUUCCAGUGAGCUAUAGAAGCUGUUGAAAAAGAGCUAAUAAAGUUAGCAUCCUACUGCCUUCUUCAUGACUGUGGUGGCUUUUGCUAUAUAUCACACUUUUCCUUAGGAGGUCUGAGUGAGUAACAGCAUUACCCAAUGUGAUAUGCUUGAAAGCAUGAGGACAGCGUUUGUUUUUGAAAGUAAGACAGUGACUUAAAGCUCUAGACUUACAGUGACCUCGAAACUUGUGAUUUCUAAGCCCCUCUUUUGGUUACUUUUGAAGGGGACGAAUUAUGUGGGUCUAGCAAUGCAAGGUUUGGUGCAACAGAACAUGCAUUUGUUUACAUCCUGAAUAUGUCAAUGUGUAGUGAAAAACAGUGUGCAAAGCCCUUCAGUUCAUGCUGCUCCUAGUUGGAAUGUUUGUUGAGUAAGUUACCUGCCUCAAAUCUUAUGGAGAUCCACUGCCUCCCUGAGAAUGUGAAUCUGUCCUUUCAAAAGGAAAUGCUAAAUACACUGUUGAUUUGAAUUUUGUAGUUUUGGCAGAGCCACUCUAAAUAGGCCUGAAUAUCAGUUCUGCCUGACCUCCAACAGUUCUGAAUUGCUUGGCCACAACUUCACCUCAGAAAAAUAUUCCGCUAUUUUUGAACUGUCAUUGAAUCAGCUCUGUACUGGGGUGUGGCUUUGUGAAGCUUGGAUUUAGUGGAUAUAUGGAUGAGGUGGGAGUGCCUUUAUUUCCUUGUGAAACACGAGGAAAUUAAAUUGCCAACUUAUCAACUAGUUUCUAGCUCAACCUAUCCUUACUGAACCUGGAAAUACCACUGGAAGUGCUUUUCUUGUUGGAGUAUGAUGCCUCUGCUCAAACUAAUGGUUCGUUCUGUUUUGUUUAAUGUUAUUUUAAAGUGUUACGUGUUUCCUAAUCACAUUUUGGAUAGCUGAAGACGCUGCACUAUUCCUUCCAGGGUUGUACGUUUUUUAAAAAAUGUUUUGCUGGACUCCAUCUGCAAACUUGAUUAUUAUUUUUUUAACCUGCUCGGCAUCUGCAAAGAAAAACUGCAGAUGCAAUAUGCUUUAAAAAAGUGUUUCUGAAGUCUGUGAGAGAUGGGCAGUUUAACUGGUGAAAUGGAAACAUUAUAGAAAACCUUUUGAAGGUGUGUGCGUUUUUAGAGACUGUUAAAGGAAUCCGUGUCUUAAGGGAUAUAAGUAGAAUGUUAUUGUCAAGGAGUUGGAUCCAACAAAGGUCUCCUCAGAGUAAGACUAACCUUGAAUACAACUCACAAACCUUUCUCUUGUAUGAUCUCUUUUGUAUCAUGAAUACUUUUGGACAUGUGUUAUACACGUGGAGAUUGCUUCCUUGCCAGCUUUUGACCCUUGACUUGAUGUUAUCAGUACAGAUGAUCCCAUGGAAGAGAGAUUUUUGGUCAACUGGAUGGAUUCAUGGAUUAGUAUCUUCCACUGUACACUGUGGUUACUUAGAAAAGAAAAUCCAAGUACAAUCACUUCUAUAAGAACUAUGUUGUGUGAAGAAAGUAGAACUAAAGUAGCAAAAUAACACAUUGAUUAGUGUAUCACUAGUACAGAAUUAUUUCAGCACUUCAGAAGCUGGAACUGAAAGCUGGAUGCAAAUAUCUCUGAUGUGAACUACCCUACACCUAUCAGAGAACUUUCUAUAAGGUACAUUGUGGUAUAAUUUCUGUAAAAUGAUGCUUAACUGAAGGCCAGUAGAAUUAGAUUUGAUAGGGUAACUUGAAAAAAUAUCCUCUUAACACUGCCUUGCUAAAGUUCAUAAACCUGUUUGCUAACCUGCCUAUCUGCUUUACACAUCCCUAUUUUAACAAUUUAUAUAAAAUUUAUGGCCUGAGAGAGAACUGGUUAGAAAGCUGUUUCACAAACUUCCUGUUAGGUUGCUGCAGGAGUGUCUUCCUAUCCAUGAGCGACCAGACAAGUGGCUGUCUCUGAACUUGUUCUUAGAUACCUUGGAAUCAGCCAGCUAUGCCUGCUCACACAAUUUUUCAGUAUCUUCAUUAGUUACGAUCGUCUAGAUCCAUCUAUUGGGCUAGUAGUGAAAGUGGUGUACUCAGUUAUGUUGCCUGUAAACGCAUCCAGAGGACAGCACUGGCAAAUUGCUGCUAUGGAUCUCUCAAAAUAUCUUUAUCUUUUUGGGCUAAUGAGCUUUUGAAUCCAGUCCUCUUCCUGCUCCGUGUCAUUUACUCUGAAUUAACAGUUGAACCUUUUUUUUCAAAUUUGAGGAAGAAUGUUCCAAAGGAUGUGAUGGAAAUAGAGACCUGCAUGAAGCUAUUGCCAGAAGACUCAUUUGUGCUUUUAUUAUGGGAAUUCAGAAGUUGACAAAGCAACUUAAUGUGUUGGUCAAACCAGUAGGAUUGCAGCUGCUGGUGGGGCUCAAUACACUGGAACCUUCUGCUCCUGUCAGCAAUUUCAAGUGUCUUAAGAGUUGUCCUUCUGGUUGCUCAUGAUUUGAUGUGCUUCCUUACUUUGGCAAUGGGGGCAAAAAGGCACUAAGAGCAGCAUGUUUUAGGAUGCACUCCACAUUGGUGGUCCCACGCCAGCCAAAAUUCCAUUUACGUUGGCAGGAAAUCCAACCUCUCACUGAGAUAUCGUCGCUUUGUGAAAAGUUGGUUGCUAUAAACGUCUGGAGUUAACGUGAAAACAAGAUGUUCCACUUGCUUAUUUGGAUCCAUUUUGCCAAUUGUAGGAGAUAUUCCAUCGAUGAAAACUUUUGACUGUGUUUUAUUACACAACGUUUUACAAAUACUAAUGUAUUGUAACAUUUUCAAUUUGUACACAUAUAUAUUGUUUUAAUUGUGUUGUGUGAAAGAAGAGAGACUUGUAAACAUAGUAUCUUCAGCAAUGAGUGAGAAAAUGUUUGACAAUGAAAAGAUAAGUGAACCUAGGAGAAGGCGACUCUCAGCAGCUGCUGCACCUGUAGCUUAGCACUUAGAAAUCUCCAUUUCCUUGGCAACAUCCCAUAGGACUUGAGGCUUGUGAUAAAGUAUUUUGGCCUCUGUGUUUGUGAGUCUCUUAUUCAUAGUGCACCACACACUUGUUGAUUCGCCAUUCUGGAGUAAAACCGCUCUUCCAGUUCCCGCGCCGUUCAGACUUGGUUUUUUGUUCUGCUUUUUUCAGAUUCUUCUCAACAUGCCACUUCUGAAACAAGUGAGGAUCCUGAAGUGGAAGUGACCAUUGAAGGUUGGCCAUUUUCUCAGCUAAUACUAUUUUGCUCACUUGUUUCAGAAGAAUCUCAGUCAUGUGGCGUUGUGCGCAUCUCCUCUAUAUACCCCCCCAAAGCCUUUCUCGUACUGUAAGAUAACAUUUGCUGGGCAAGAUAGACAUUAAAUGAUUGAAAACAAGUUGUCAACAUUUUUAAAGGCGUCUCUUAGAGGUGUCUGUAUUAAGAGUGCAUGUGAAAACAAACCAAAUUAUUCAAUUAGCUGGGUUUUUUGUUUUGCUUUUCAGAGGAAAUAAACAAGAAGUUUGGGCAGACUGUUUUAUUUUGAUACACUUUGUUGGGAAAAUAUUAUGGAUGUGGGAGUUCUCCGGAGUGGUAGGAGACCUUAAGGAGGAUCAGUUUGUUUAGGGAAUACAGCAACUGAAAAGUGUUGCUUGCCUGUUAUCCCUAGGAUCAUUUGGGUCUUGCAAAACUUGUAAGGUGGAGGACGGAUAGGCAAUAUAUUCUGACAAACCCCGUGAUUGGUUUGGAAAGUAGAAAGUAAAUUGUGAAUCUGAAUACCUAGCCUCAAAGGUCUGAGUGCUGUAUAUUCCUUAAGCAAAUCUUUUGUGUUAAAUCUUUCUCCUCUCCCCACCCCCUUUGCUUCUUUUGUAAAUCUCCUCUUGUGUAUAGCCUCUUGUGUGUGUUAGUUUUUAAACACACCAGUCUAUAACAGACACUAUGCUACACCUCAAAAUAGGAAGUAGAGCAAAUGAGAUGAAUUACUAGAAUGGAAUAUUUACAUUAGGAGGGCUUGGUUUCCUGUCUAGAUUUUGCAACUUCUAGACCUUGCUACUAGUAAGUUAGUUUUUGGGUUAAUCUGUUAAAGGGUUGUUGAUAAAGCUUCCAAUAGUGCUUCUAGAUUAUGAAUUGCUAUUCCUCUUGCCUGUGUAGUGAGGUGUUCCUUAUGUCAUAACAGUGAAGCAGUAGUCAUAUUUCUCAGUUUGGGGUGAAGGAGGCAUCCGGUAGAGUGGGUUAAUUCCUUUUGAAACUGAGCCCAGGCCUAAAGGUUCCUCGCUCAAUUGAUUCUGUGCCUUUGCUCAAUAUAGCCUUUCCUCUCGGCUCCUCCUCUGAUUUACCUUGCCUGUGAACUGCUAGUUUUCCCCCUGACCCUUUCCCUUUCCCCUUCCUCUUCCUAGUCUGCUGCUCCAGUUUGUUGUUUCUUUUUAAUAAUCUUUUAUUGCUCUCCUUUAUUUUAUUGCCUUUUCUUCCUUCAUUAUGGCCCCCUUGGGAAAGCAAAUAGUGACAUCCACAUAAAAAGAAAGGAAUUCCAUAUGUCAGAAUGGGGAAGCAGACUAAGCCAAUCAAGUCUCUGCUGUAGCUACUACAGAGCCUCCCACUGUGGGCCUCCACCAUGUACUGAUUCAUUCUUAUCCAGAACAAUUGGAGUCUCUCCCCUCCCAUCUCCCCAUGCGCAGUCCUAUCAAUGACUACCACUAUCAUAGGCUCAAACGCACUCGCAAACAACUGAGGAGUGAAGGAAAAACAUUCCUCCUACCUCAGGUAGAGCAGAAAGAGGUUGUGAAAAGGGGAUUGUCAGGAUGCCAUUUUUUCCUUCUCUCAGCUUCUUUGUGCCAGGCAUCAUUUAGGGACUUAGUGAACAUACUGUAGCAUCUCUGCUACAUCACUGUUAUCCCCAUUGCUUCUUCAGGUUUACCUAUAAGCAGAUACAUUUCCAGUAUACUGUAACGGCCUUGGGCCUUGGCUUGACCUCAAGAGUUUUCACGAUUUCAGUUACAGGGCAUGCAUAUAUACCAUUAUCUUGAAGGUCUUCUCCUUAGUUCAUCUUGGGUCGAGGCUCAUCAGGACUUAACAGGCAACAGUAACCCCCAGCAAGAUCACUGCUUUAUUUUAAACAAAAGGUGGAAACUACCUGUCUCCAUGCAGGACACUCCAGCACCUGAGAACUGGUUCAUCUAUCUUUCACAUAAGAGAACCCAGAACUCCUCUUGGACCGCAGAACUCCUUACAUAUCACAAAAUGAUGGAUCUCUCAGCAGGAGCCUACACCCUGGGCCUGAUUAUUCAUACCUAAGCCAUACAAUAGCUGUAUGGCUCAAGGUAUGCAUUUUCUUGGCCUAUGAUGCUCAGUGCUUGGAAUGAACUAGUUCACUUGAAAAAAGUUCAUUGAUGAACUUCAUUGGCAAAUGCUGGGACAGAGCAACGGGAGCUCACCCUGUCACGCGGAUUUGACCUUGUGCUUCAGGGCAGCAGUAGAAAGUUUUUUCAAAAGCUGUUGAGGGUGAACUUUUUAAUUUAUAAAAAUUGCCGUUUGAACUGAUGCCAUUCCUUUUUAAAAUGAACUUUCAAAGCAGUGGUGAUUCUCGGCAAAAUGUCAUGACAUGCUAGGCUUGUCAUACGUCAGGUUUUCGGGUGUAAAAAUGUCAUCAGCUCCAAAAGCCUAAAAUCACUUAACAUCAACAAUUUGGGGGUCUUCCUUAAAAAAAGCCCAAAUACGGCAACCCCAUGACAUAAUCCACAAGUAGCAGCAGCUUCCAUUUCCACCAUGAGGAAAUUUCCCUCUACUUUCAUUGGACAUUGCAAGUUGGACUAUUUGGCUUCCGCAGUGGCAGCCUUUGAGAGGAGAGUGCUCCAGCAUGAUUUGCUUCCCGAAGUUCAGGGUUGCUAAGGUAUGCCUCCUUCACCCCAAACUGAGAGGAAAACAUUAGACACAAGUUUCCUUCUAGUUUGGGGUGAACAAGACACCAUCUAGCUGGCUGCACCCUAUUCUGACCAGCAGGUUGAUUCACGUGUACACCUUUGCAGUUCACUCUUUCCUGGGGCCUCCAGCUUGACCUUGUAGAGUGUGAAGUUCCGUGCUCUCUUUUCUGUCAUUUCUCCUGUGGCUCUAGGUUUUAAUUUGCAAUUUCUCAUCAUUCUGUCUUAAGCACAGCCACAGGAAACUGGGGAAGAGCCUACAGGACUGAGUUAAAUCUCCAAAAGCUGGCCGCAUAAUCCUUCCCUUCCUUGGUGAAAUGAGGAGCUAUGCUAUUCUCUUGGAUGCCUCAUUCACCCCAAACUAGAAGGGACCUUCACAGGAAGUGCCCACCAUUAGUUCCUCCAUAUGAGGAAAUUUAAAAAGCCUGGUAGCGCUUCCUGCAUAAGGAGCUAAAGGAGUUGUGUUCAGCAGUGGCAGGUUUUUUGGGGUAUAUGCUUGAUUGCCUUGCACUAUCUGUUUGAAGUAGUACAACUCAAGAGCUUAUAGACCCUAGUUCACUUUUAGGGCCCAUGCUCUUCAAAACAGCAUUUUUCUCUCAUUUUCAGCGAUGAGAAAACUAGCCUUAGAUUUUCUAAAAACAGCGCAAAACUUUAGAGUGCAAGUCUUGUGAUACAACUUUCUUGUAUUGAUGUUGAUGGACAGUGACUGCACAGUGUGGUGUCUGUUGGCUUCCCUUUCAGCAGCUCUUGCACUAAUUUUAAAGUGGGGGAUUUGUGAAGUGGUUUUGGGUUUGAAUGGAGGAGGGCUGCUGAAAGGACAACUAUUAGGGACACUAAAGUGUGUUUAUCUGGCAUCAGGGUGUCUGGCAUCUAUCUUUCUCUCUUCCCCCAAUAAUCAUUUAAGUGAUGUUUGCAACCUUAAAUAUCUUAUUCAACAUUCUUACUGUAGAUACAGCAGUUUCUUUCUGGAAAGGAUUAUCUAUUCCUGGAUGUAACAGUCCUAUCCAGUUACCACUGAAAUCUUCCCAACCUUUUCCAGUUGCUUGCAAUUUCUAUUUAUGCAGUUGAUGCUGGAAUAGAAACCAAUUUUUCCUUUCUUCCCCCACCGUCUCCUAAUUAUUUCCUCUAUGUCAUGCUGUUGUUGAACCACUGGAUCUGGGAGAAGCUUUAUCCUAUGAUCUUUAUGAUACUUCAUUUUCAAAAUCAUCUGACCUGAUGUGGUAUCCAUUAUAUAUUUGGUACCAGUAGGGUUGUUGGGUGUCCCUUAACAGUAGAAAAGGGCCUCAUUUAAAACAUGUUGGACAAUGCUGCUGUGCAUAUUCUAAUUCCAUUCGCAUAAUUUGAAUAUUAAAUGAGAAAUUUGGAUGCCAGGCUCUGACCAGUCAGCGUAAUGCAUGUGGAAUUUUUUCCUCCAGAAUAAUUAUCCUCCUCCAACAGCAAAUAAUUUUGAGUUAGAACCAUAACACCUUGAAAGACAUUUAGGCAUAAUAGUAACAGCAGCCAUGAUGCAUAUAUCUGUAUUUUUCUGUCUGAAGAUGAUGACGACUACUUACCACCUCAUAAGAAGACAAAGAGCACAGAACCAGUCAACGAUGCUGCCAAUUGUGGAAGAAGAAAAGCUAGAGAAUUCAAUUUUGGUAAGUUUAAGAGUAAAAUGGUUCCUAACCUUCUUCACAGUUUUGUUGGCCUGGCUCCUGUUGGCUAAGGUGUAUUCAAGCUUUCACUUGAAUUGGUACUGAAUAUGACUGUAUCUCUAUUUGAACAUAUGAAACUGCCUUCCACCCCCCCCCCCAAGCCUGAGACUGUUCUCUCUAGUUCUGUGCUGUCCAGCAACAGCUCUCCAGGUACAAGUUGUUUCCAAAACCUUAAUAUCUGAGAUGCUUUAAGCUUGAAGUGCCAGAGCUUGAAUCUGGGAUGUUACACGUAAAACGUAUGUGCUCUGCUAUGGUGCCGCAACACAGAACCCCUUGCCUUCAGUACCAUUAGAUCUUGUUUCUCAAAGUGGAGGUACCAGCAGAAGGUUUUCCUGGGAUGCCUUGAAGAUCCGGGAGACUUGUGUAGGAGGAGACAUUAGCCCCUUAUUUUUAUUUUAAAAAAUAAUUUUUAUUGGUUUUUCAAUAAAUGCAUCCUUUAUUAAAUAUCUCUCUAACAAUUUUCCAUUUUUUUCCUGCCCCCCUCCCCUGGACUUCCCUCAUACUUCCACUUCAUUUUACUUUCAGUUUAUUUAUCCUGUGCAUUAUUUCCCCAGUUAAUUCCUAAUACAUCUCAGAUAUUUACAUCUAUUUUUUAUUAUAUACAUUAUAUACAUUUGUGAAUGCUUACUCAAACCCUGCCAAUGAGUCCAACUCUUCAUGUUGUCUCUUCAUAUAUAUUGUAAAUGGUUCCCAUUCUCUUUUGAAGUCUUUGUUGUCCCUUUCAUGUAAUUUAUCUGUUAAUUUUGCUAAUUCUGCAUAUUCCAUGAGACAUUGGCCCCUUAAACACUAUGAUUUAAUGCGCUGUGGAUGAGCCUCAGUACGUCUGAGCAAAGUGUCAGGUUCAUCUGCUCUCCUCAUCCUCCUGCAUGAUCAGGGACUUCUGCCAAGUUUAGUUUCCCUUUUAAACAAUUUCCACUUUGUAUUUCUUUUGAACCAGCUGGUUUAAAACAGCUUGUUUUAAGUUCCUUAACAUGCCAGCUUGAAAAUGAAUUGUUUAAAACAAUGGUUUUGUUUAAGUAGGGUUGCUGGUUUAAAUGUAGCACUAAGCUGUUUUUUGGUUUUGUUUUUUUACAAAAUGCAACCAGGCUUGUCCUGCUGGAUGUUCAGGGGAAGAUGAAACCUUAUUCUUUACUUUGGAUCAUUGAAGUCCAUCCACAUAGCAUGCCCAUGGUUUAGUAUUAUGUGUGGAUGUGGCCACUCUUGCAGAAGCACUUCUUCAAGCUUACUUGAACUUGAACGUCAGUAGAACUGAGAAAGAAGGGAAGGAGAGUUGGUGACUGGCUUAUCUGAGCAAACUGCCCAGUAGGCUGAUCGUGGCAGAAUGUGUGAUUGGUUUGAGGAUGGGCUACGCAGAAUGAAUAUACUUGGAGUUUGCUGUUUAUUUAGGGACUAUUGUCAGUCUUGAGACAGUAGUAGCUUGAGGAGUCUGUAAUGAGUCUGGCUUCUGUGUGUGCCUUCCUCUUUCGUAAUGAUUUCCUAAAGCUUCAGAUGUCUAACGUAAAUAUGGUAUAGAAGUGCAAAGCCAUGAAGUACUCCAGUGCAUCAAUAGCUUGAAUGUGGAUGCCUUGUGUCUUGCUGCCUCUAUUUUCUUUGAGAAGUGGGACAUGAAUGCAUUAAAUCAACCAGCACCAGGACUGGAGUAAUGAUGGGGGGGCUGUAUGGUUCUUCAUAUAACCUCUUUAGUUAAGGCUUCUGCCAAUACGGCUUCACACACUCAUUGUAACUCUGGCCUUUUAAGAAACCUCCCAAUUAAACCUUUCAGGCUCUGAAUUAAAAUAAUUUGUCAACAGCUGCUUCAGAUCAGUGUAAACCACGAUGGGAGUGAGCUACUGACUAUAGAAUUGCUGUAGAGCAGGCAUGGCCAAACCUAGCCCUCCAGCUGUUUUGGGAUUACAACUCCCAUCAUCCCUAGGCUAACAGGACCGGUGGUCAGGGAUGAUGGGAAUUGUAGUCCCAAAACUGCUGAAGGGCCCAAGUUUGGCCAUGCCUGCGUGGAGUAAUUAUGGACAAAGUUUUUAGCUGCUUUUGUCCAACAAUAUGUAUAUAAUUUUGUCUUCAGAACGUAUACAGAUGUUACUUUUAAAGGGUUUAGUGUUUUAUAAUCAUGCAUGAGCAACAAGGCGAAAUGCAUAAUCCAGAAUUCAGCAGCUUGAUAUAUUAAAAGCUUGAUAUAUCUUAUAUUGGGAUAACAUUAUUUUUCCUUUCAGAGAAAUGGAAUGCCCGCAUUACAGACUUGAGAAAGCAAGUUGAAGAGUUAUUUGAAAGAAAAUAUGGUAUGUGUACACACUGUAUCCCUGACCCCCUUUUAAAAGCCAUUCCUAGAAUUUGAAACUCCCCAAACUUUUUUUGGAAAAAGGUUAGAAUUCCCCACUCCAUAGAGUCUGAAUUCUUUUGGCAUGUUGUCCUGCCAUUGUCCAAGGACUGCCAGUGCCAAGGGGUGUUUGUAGCCGUGUUGGUUCUGCAGAAUUAGAGAGUUGGCAGUAAGUACAAUGAUAUCUCCUUUUGGGGAGUGGGGUAAGUAGUGUUGGAAGUUCUGCAAGCUGUUACUUCCGCAACCUUUGGUUCUUAACAUUACACAUUAAUUGUGAUCUGUAUUAAGAAUAAAAUGUGGUACCAAAAAAGGGGGGGGGUGCAGUCUGCAACCUGUGUAAAGUAACGCUGCUUAUUUUGUGUAACUUACUCGGUUUUAGCUAAUCAUCCGAAAGGCCAAGGAGUUUGGCUCUGUGUUGAUUUCACUCUUCUGGUUUCUUAGAUUUGCUGGGCUUGACCACAUCGUUCGUAGUCUUGUAGGCUUAAAACUUUGCUUUUUAAAAAGUUGGAGGAGGAUUUCUGCAUCCUUUCUGUAUUUGAAAAUGUUGACAUUAUAGGUGGGCAUACAACUUAACUACAGAUCUGCAACAUCUAGAUCAGUGGUGACUAACGUAUAAUCCCCCAGGUAUUGCUGGGCUCCAGUGCCCAUCAGCACUAGUUAGGAUGGUCAAAGUCACUGAUGAGAUGAGUUGUGGUUCAGCAACACCUGUUGGCCCACAAAUUAGCCACCCCUGGUCUUAAUACGUUGUAGCAUAUGUUUGCAUAUAGCAAGUAAGUUACUCAUUUUGGGCAUUACACAAAAAUUGUGUUGGGUGAUAAUGUGAUCCACUGUCAAAAGUCUGAAACCAUGACUUGGAAGUUUUUAUAAAUCAUGGCUUGGGACUGUCUGUGGUUUGAUGGGGCAUCUGAGUUGACAGUUCGUACUUAAUGGCUAUAAAUCUUCCUCUGGGAGUCCUGGCUCUACACUCUAGUUUCCAUAUGGGGACAGAAAAUAAGCACAGAUAAGCAGCUCUGAACUGUUGUACACUUUGGAAGCUCAAACUAGGGCUUGGGUUCUAAUCUAUGGUUAGUGCAAAUUAGUUUGGUGUGGGGUUUGAGUUGCACUUACGAGGCAUAAUCUCUUCCUCUUUUAUAUAAAGCAGGUUUGAUUGUAUAGGGUUCUGCUAAGUGAGAUACUACAUUUGGUGUUCUUUCGAAACAAGUAAGUUUGCAGGCAAUGCUAAGCCACUCUUAGUGUGUUUUUCUUUUUAUAUUAAAGCUGAAGCUAUUAACGCAAAAGGCCCCGUGACUAUCCCGUAUCCACUCUUCCAGUCCCAUGUUGAAGAUUUGUAUGUGGUAGGACUGCCAGAAGGAAUUCCCUUCCGGAGACCCUCCACCUAUGGGAUCCCUCGCCUCGAAAGGAUUUUGCUGGCAAAGGAACGGAUACGAUUUGUGAUUAAGAAGUGAGUAAGUUGGUUUAAAUUAGAGUGUCCACAAAUGCAGGAUUCACAGUAUCUUUUUCUGUAGAAUUGCUCAUCAAUUAUAACCUCUCUCCCCCUCAUAAUAUUGGCACUUGGGCAGGGGCUGUCUCAGUGAAAUUUAUUAGAAGUAGAUUCAAGGCAGAAAAAAAGAUAUCAUAUCAGGGCUGUGUUCAAAUGAUCAAACCUCAGCUUAAUAAUUGUUGAAUGAUUUAAAGGUGGCCUAAUGUCCCAACUUGUUUGGAAGCUAUUAACCAUAGCUUCCCAUUUUGGAUCUUACUGGAUGCUGUAGUGAACUGACUUCCUGGCUUGUUCCCUACUUGCAUGGGUGGAAAAGUGAAGCAGCUGCAUGUGUGUGCGCAGGAGGCUCAUUCUCAUCUUGGCUCAGUGCACAAAUACAGAGCUUGCAGUCACCAGAUGCAGUGAAGGGCAGGGAGACAAAUUCAUGAAUGGGGGUUGCUCUAUUAAUGGCUAUUACUAUACAUGAUAGCUGGGCAGAACUUCUGUGUUCUGAAGCAGUAUGCCUAUUGGAUGGCAAUUGCUGAAAGAGAAUAGGGUUGUUGGCUUCGCAGAAACAUAUAGCUGGCCUCUGUGGAGAAUAAGACGCUAGACUUGAUCAACUUUUUGACUGAUCCAGCACAGCUGCUUUUUACAUUCUUACAGCAUAAUAUUUGCUGCCAUUUCAUGUAUUUCUGCACUGUUCUUUAUUUAAUGUUUUUUUACCCUGCUGUUCAGUAGACAAAUGGCUAAAGUAAGAUCUGUAGUAUGCAAGGCAUGUCUUGCCUUGCAGCCUUACAAUUUAAAAGACAUUUUGCACAAGAGGGAUCAGGAAAAUGAAUAAAGGCAGGCACCAGUUGAUAAAUUGUGUGGUAGUUGUUACACCCUGAAUCGAAAUAAUUCAAGGUUAUGCCACCUUGAAUGGAAACAAUUUGGCUAUCCCAUCUCUCCCUCUGCUGCAGUCAGGUGGAACCAAGUAUUGUUCAAAUAAUCAGAAUAUAUAUUGGGGUGCUGCUGCUGUGGGUUCUUCUGAGCAGUCUUCAGAUUUUUGCUGAUAGACCUAAUUUUAUUCAAGCUUUGAGAUAACCAAAUGUUUGUUUUUGCCAUUGGUUAUUACUGUCAAAUUAUCACCAUGGCGUAUUGUAUAAAGUUUCUUGCGAGAUUAUUCUGAAAACACUUGCUGUUUAAUAAGUAUGAGGCUCUCUGAUCUUGAAAAAAAUGUACACUACCCAUCUGUAAGUUGCAUCUUUGCUUACCAGUGAGGAAGUACUUCAGAAAAUAUUCCAUAGCCAAUCAGACUUUAGCAGAUUGCCGACUAGAAGUGAAGUUUUUACCCUGUCACAGUAUUAUGAGCUUCGUGCUUUAGGUAUUGUAUUGUAUCCAAUGCAAGUCCUCCUCAGAGUUGACCUAUUGAAAAUAAUGAACAUGAGUAACUUGAGUCCAUUAAUUUCAGUUGGAUACAGCCCUUGGCAAUUUCUGUUAUAAUUUGUGUAUCCCUCCCAUUCCUAUUGGUAAGAUGGAGUUUUAUUUGAUGGGUGAAAUAAUGGUUGCUAUGGGGUAAAAGUAGUGGUAGUAUAAUAGUAGUAUGUUGAUUAACAAAAAUAUGCCCUAAAAUGUUUGCAGGCAUGAGCUGCUAAAUUCAACGCGAGAAGAUCUACCGUUAGACAAACCUGUUGCAGGAGGUAAGAGGGGUAUGUGGAGUUGGUGGCUGUGUUUAUUUUAUUCAUUGAUUGUAUUUAUGAUGGCUGCCCAACAACAUUGUGCUCUGAAAGGCUAUCAAAGAAAAUACAGUAUUACGUGUUCUAAAGACAAUUGCAGCACAGAAUUUCCCGAGAGACCUAAAUCCAAGCUCACAGCAUAACUAAAAGUAUACAACGUGCAAUCAGUUAAAUAAAUGUGUUUAGGGUAUUGCUGUUGGGUCAGAUUUGACCAAUGUUUCUUAGGUGAGGUGGAUGGUAAAUUAAGUGAAGGCAUUAUUGGUUGUGGUACCUGUCUGGCACUCUUUCCUCCAGGUGGCUUGCCUGGCAUUGGUGCUGCUGCUGUUUUGGUGGCAGAUGAAGACUUUUAAAAGAAUCUAUUAAUCCUUCCUUUAAUACUUUUUAAUGGCUUUAAUGCUGCUUGUGAUUUUUGUUUUAUGAUUGAAUUGUAUUUGAUACUUAAAAUUGAUCUUGUAUAUAUUUGCAAGCCAUCUUGGAAACAUUCGGUGAAGGGCAGAAGAAUGUUCCAGUGAACAAAUUAAAACAAUUUUCAUCUCUUGAGCUAGGCCUCAAGAGGUGAACCUUAACUGUAAAAAUGUAUUUGUUGGGUUGAAGGAACUAAAACAACAUAGCAUCUAUUUUUCUCUGCUUCUUUGCUGCCUGCUACCUGUAAGUUUGUGAGGGCUCCUAGGGACAACUUCCUUUUAUGCCAGGGGCAGAGAGCCUGUGGCCUUCCAGAAGAUGUUGGACUCUACAUUCCCAUCUCUGGAGGCCUAUAGGUUUACCUCUUUCCUCUCUGCUUUUAUGCACUUGCCCUCUUUUGCCACUGUGACUUCAAGGGAGAAGGAUAUUCAAAGUGAAUAAAGUUUUGCCAAAUAAACAGUGUUUUAACUUCAGAAUGUUAAACAUUUAAAUCAAAUUCUUGUUUUUACCACUGAUCACAGUGAAAGAAGAAUGGUAUGCCCGAAUCACCAAACUAAGGAAGCUUGUCGACCAGUUAUUUUGCAGAAAAUUUGGUAAGUUCACUUGGCAGCAAUUCAUUGUUCAGUUUUGGUGGUGGUGGGUUCAGGACUGGCAUGCAGAUCAGAGAUCGCUUUCCAGUUAAAAUUCUAAAAUUUUAACUACUAAACUACAGUUUACUAGUUACUAAACUGUUUACUAAACUACAGUUUACUAAACUACUAAAACUACUAAAAUUCAGUAGUUUGCUUUCCGUUUGUGGCAAAUAGAGUUAAGAAUGCCUCUUAACAUGUUUUUACCUUUUAACUGGGUCCAGUGGCAUCAAGAUGGGGUGUUCUCAGGAGCCAAGCUGCAUCUGGAGGAUCCAGGGUUGUUAAGACAUGAUCUGCCCCAAUUACCUAGAAAGUGCUUGAUUGAAGAGGGCUGCACAGGGCAGGAAUACAUAUCAAUUCCCAAUGCCCUUUUUUCUCUGUACCACAUAUGCUUGGGAUAUUAGACUGCAGCAGAAGAGAAAAGGACAUAGGGAGGCAGACUACAGGGUAAGGUUACAAGACGUCCCCUUUUCCUAGGGACAGUCCCCGGAUGUACAAAUCAGUCCCCAUGCAAAAUCCAUUGAAAUUGAAAAGUUUCCCUGGAUUAAUUGAAAAUAAUCUGGUAACCUUACUGCAGGGAGUUUAGCCGUCAUUGGGGCAGGGCUCUGUACUCACCUGUAUGUCCUUUCAGUAAGGGAUCCUUGUUCAUAAAAUGUAUUGACUAUUAGUUUAAUUAAAGACUGAAACUAGGGUUCUUGUCUGAGUUUUGUCCAUGUUGUGAAAUUACAAAUAGUCUGGCUUCUUCUAACAGCUGAGGCACUGGGGAGCACUGAACCAAAGGCUGUCCCUUACCAGAAAUUUGAGGCGCACCCCACUGAUCUUUUUGUGGAAGGUCUGCCAGAGAACAUUCCAUUUCGGAGUCCGUCUUGGUAUGGAAUUCCUCGGCUGGAGAAAAUUCUUCAAGUGGGCAACAGAAUAAAAUUUGUAAUAAAAAAGUAAGAUGAGCUUUCUUUGCAUUUCUGUUUUUUGAGAUUAAAUUUGUCAAUGCCAAAAAAAUGCCAACAGUUUUUCUUGAUGUGUGUUAGAGACUGGAAAUAUAUCUAUAGGAAUAUACAACUUUCGACAGGUGUUUCUUUCUAUCUCUGAUUUCUCUAGCAAUUUGUCUUGGCUAGAAGAGAUCUGUUUCACCCUUGAACGUAUUUCAAAGAUCUAAACUGUUACUGAAGGAUUGUUUUCUUUCUUCAUUCUUACAUUGUAAAUCAACCCUGGAUUGGAAAUACAGAAAAGGUUAAAUGAUAUGUGAAAUAAGCAACCUUCAUUUUAGAUGGUACCCUUUUGUUAAAAAAACAAAACCCUAUUAUCAACCAAAAUGCAAUUCACUAACUUGAUAGUUUUAUAUGUUUCGAAUGGGCUCUUGGAACCUUUGUAUUUUGCUGAUACCUGCUAUUUUGCUUUUUAAAGUUCAUUGUUUUGAGCUGGUACUUGAUUAUUAUUUUUUAAGUGAGCUUCACAAUGCAGAGUGUAAUCGAUUAGUACUCUUACUUGGAUAGUUCAAGGGUAGAAGCACUAAAGAUUGUACAGUACGGACUACCUCCCUUCCACUAUAUGUUAAUUUUUAUUUUUUUUAAUUACAGGCCAGAACUUCUAACAAUCACUCCUGCAGAGGUUACUCAACCAAGAACAAACAUGCCUGGUAAGAUGGGCAUUUAUGAAGUGAUCAAAUACAGACAGCAUUACUUCCACCCACUACUUGGAGAGAUGCUUUUUCUCCCCUCCUUAAUGUAUUCAGAUCCCCUUUAUUCAUAGAGAUGGGUUGUGAACUUUUGGAGCUUUGGUAUUCACUUGUUUCUCUGUGCCAAAUGCAUUCAUUAAGAUGGGGAAAAUAUAUUGAAAACAUCCCACCUAAAAGGCCACAUAUAUUAUUGCUAUUUAUUAAAUUAGGUUAAACAGAAGAGGUUGAUUCUACAAAGCAAAAUAUCUUAACUGUCAAAGGCCAGGGUAACAAGAAUAUGGUGCAGUUCCAAUGGUGAUUCUUGAAGGAUGCAAUCCAUUAUCAGAAUGGGAAGGGAGGGACAGUUUUUGGCGAUUCUUUCUGUAUCAUGUUGAGGGUUACAGAGCACUGCAGUAGGAAAGGAGGAACACCAGAAACUAUCUCUCUUUCAAAUUUUCUGUUGGAUUUCUUCUGGGGGCACAAUAUCAUCAUUGGAUCACUAUCACUCAUUGUCUUCGUUGUUAAAGCUAAAUAUGAGAUGAUAUAUCUGAAAGCAUUUUUAUCAUUACUGUGAUCUUCCUGCUGUCCCUUAUUUUCAUUAAUCUAGAUGUUGCCUUAUGUACAGUGACUCAGAUCACUCACCACAGCAAGUGAUGCUUUGAGAACCCAAAUGAUCUGAAUUUCCCACCAUAGAGCAAAAUUAUAGCUUGUUCGCUUUCAUUUCAUAGUCUGCUUCUAAGGAUAUGUAUUUAUAUACAUGCAAAUCUGUAGGUUACAUGUUUGAAUUGACCUCUCACUAAGUGCCAUCAUUGCACGUUUACUGAUGGAAACAUACAUUGUAUAUAGGCGUAUUUAUUUUUAAUUUCCAGUCAAAGAAGAUUGGAAUGUCAGAAUCACAAAACUGAGGAAGCAAGUAGAAGAGAUAUUUAAUCUAAAAUUUGGUAAGUUAACUGUUGGAUAUUCACCUUGUAGUACCAUUGCUAGAUGAAAAUACUGUAGAAGUAAAAAACACAGUUUUUUCUACAUUGUUGUAGCAUUUUGACCAAUUGCCUUUAUAUAUAUUUUGGGAAAGGCUAUGUGUGUAAAGCUGUGAAAGUCAAGGAUGCUAGAUCUGGAUCUUAAAUUACGUGUUAUGACUACUUGGAAAUUUUAAUGAUUUUCAUGUACAUUGUGUGAAUUUCUUUGAGAUUUAUAAAUGGAAUAUAAAUAUUUUAAAUAUUUUAAAUAGAAUAAAUAAUUAAAAAGGAGGGGGUAGCCUGCCUUUGAAAGCAGAACUUUGAUGCCUAAUGGUCUAUUGAAUCCCUGUCAACUUGUCACCUUCUUUCUAGGACAAGCUCUGGGUCUGAGUGAAGCAGUGAAAGUUCCUUAUCCUGUCUUUGAGUCAAACCCUGAGCAUUUGUAUGUAGAAGGUUUACCUGAAGGUAUCCCCUUUCGAAGUCCAACAUGGUUUGGAAUCCCACGCCUGGAAAGGAUUGUCCGAGGGAGUGGAAAAAUCAAAUUCAUUGUGAAAAAGUAAGCUGGUGGUUAAUCUCUUUACUAUUUUUAAAUUUACAAUUUUAUUGCUUUACUGUUGUUUUUUAAAGCAAAAAAUGCUUGUUCUGGAAAAUCUCAAAAUGCUAUCUGCAGAUGCAGCCUCAGUCUUGACUUAUUACCCCAACAGGGAUCUUUAAUACCUAGGUCUAAAGUGAUGUUGCUGUUGCUGUUAAUAUUUAUAUCCUGCUUUUCAGCAUCUAGGUCUCAAAGCAGCUUGCAACGAUAAAAAUAUACACAAUUUAGAAGAAAUUAAACCCCAGAAAUUUAAACAAAGAACAUCAGGAAAUUUCACAACAUCAGAGAAGCAUUCCUGAUGUAAAGGCCUCCUGAAAUAAAGCAAUUUUAACCAGUCAUCUGAAACUCAGCAGGGAUGGUGCCUGUCUAAGUUCUGGUGGGAAUUCCAGAGUUGGGCCCAUAACACUGAAGUCAUAAUCUUGUUCGUAUGAGUUGCACUUCUGGUCCAUGGAGGACCACCAAGCUCCAUCAGAUGAUCUCAGUGAUCAAUUUGGCAUAUACAGGGAAAGGCAGUACUUAAAGUAUUCUGGGCAUAAGUUAUUCAGGGCUUUGCACACUAGCAGAAGAACCUUAAACCUGGCUUGGUUGCAGAUGGGAAGCCAGUGCAAGUCUUUUAGCAACAGUGUCAUGUGUUGGCAGUAGCCUGCUUCCAGCAUCAGUCUAGCCACAGCAUUCUACACUAGCUGAAGCUUCCAGACCAGACUCAAGGGCAUCCCGCCAUAGAGUGUGACACACUAAUGGUUAGUGCUGUUUCCAGACGGCUAGAUAGAAUCAUGGAACCAUAGAAUUGUGGAGUUGGGAGGGUCAUCUGGUUCAUCUCCCUGCAAUGCAGGAAUCUUUUACCCAACAUGGGGCUUGAACCCACAACAUUGAGAUUAAGAGACUCCUGGUCUACCAACUCAGCCGUACUUCACUGUGGGAUAUCAUGAAAAUGUGAAGCAAGCUUACAUGCAGGAUGGAUGAAACAGACAUUCAAGUAAUCAUUCUUAAGACAUCAGUCACCUUUGCAGGGGGUGCUAUGUACAGUUUAUGUGUCUCGAAAUCACUGAUUUCAAAUGUGUGAAUAUGAUGGCAGCAUUUAACUUGAGGGGUUGGGCAGGUGGUCAUUAGUUGCCAGGUUCCACUUUUAGAACUGUAGCCAUUGGGCCCUCUUAACAAGAUCAUUAGAACAUGUCAGGUAGACACACAUAAUUUUGAGUGGCUGUUGCAUUUUGCACAUUUGGGCAACUUAGAAAUUUCAUAUUUUAUCUCUGGAAAAUAGCUGUUGUUAAAGUGAUGUUGAAACAGAAAUUAAUAUUUGGGUAUGUACAAAUUGGAAAGUUACAACGGUAACAUCUACAGUUGUCUCCUCCCUCCUUAAUUAUAACUAAAACCCAUCUCUUACUGGAGAUCUUCCUCCCCACUCCCACCGCAUGUAGCUGUUACAGGAUCCAUAUGGUUUUUACAAGGGGUUCUGCCCCUGCUCGUCUUGCUCGCCAACCCCACCCUGGUGACGGCUGCCUGGGCCUCUCACUUGCUUCACUCUGCCAUCCCGCUUGGAGAUUUCUCCCCUUCAUUCUUCCCCCUGUUCCCAGGCAAUGCCAGCAGCAACAGUUGCUUGCACCGCCCACUCACUUGAGGCUUCUCAGGCUUCCAUCACCCUGUUUAAACUUGGCUGUAGUUGUAUGUUUGCUUGCCAGCAUGAAGAUGGACGAGUACAAAUAUUGUAUGUAAGAUACUCGCAUUGUUAUGAGAGCAUCCUAUUAAAAAUGCAUUUUCUAAUUUAUAGGCCAGAACUUGUCACCUCUUAUUUGCCUCCUGGAUUGGCUAGUAAAGUGAAUACUUCGGGUAAGUGACUAAACACCAGUUACAAAGGAAAGGGAUGUCAUCUUCACGCACCGCACGGUGUUUGAGUUUUCAAAGCAAGAGAUCUGAAAUCUAGCAGGUGUCCCCACAUGAUUCCUUUACACAAAACAGAUGGAGUAAAUAGUUUGGAAACUAGCGUAAGCAUUUCAAGAAGUCUCUCUGCCCCAUGCCGAUUUAGGCAUGCUAGUUAAUUGUGGCAGGGGACAUUGUCUGAAACAAGCAUAUCUACAUAGAGCUUUAUAAACAAUAAACAAACUUCCUUUCUUUUUAGAACCCCAAAGUCCGAACAGCUCAAACUCUGCACAAAGUCCUGUAAGCAACUCCAAGAUUCCAGAGAUUGAAGUUACUGUAGACGAAGGUAUGGACUUGACUAAAUAUGUUUGCUUGAGAAUAAGUAGCUUGGCUUGUACCGGUUACUGAAUGAGGGUUUCUUCUGUCUGCAGAACAGAGCUUCUCUGGAAGCUUAGUCUGUUGUGGGGGAGGGGAAGAAGAGCCAUCAGAAAAUCUUCUCAUUCUUAAUCAUAGAAUUGUAGAGUUGGCAGGAAUCCUGAGGGUCACAUAGUCAAAGCCCCUCACAUUGCAGGAAUCCUGCCCACAGCCAUCCAGUGGGCUUGAUCCACCAACCUUCUGGUUAGCAGCCAGACACACUGACCCAUUAUGCCACCUUUGGUAUGCUAUUCCCAGCACAGAUUUUAUGUAUACCUUCAUUGGGCUAAAAGUCCCUAAUUCCCCACCCACUCCUCAUUUCCCCAUCAUUGUAUAGAGAGAUGUCUGUGUUACCUUUCCAGUUGUGUGGGUUGUGAGUGUUGAAGUGAAUAAAACAACAUCCUCUAAAAUGUGGAUUUCUGGCUUUUCUGGGAAUAGAACAGGGAAAAUCCACUCACAUGAGUUGGGACCAUGUGUGUUUGUGUGUGUGUGUGUGUGUGUGUGUGUGUGUGUGUGUGUGUAUGUGUAUAGUGAUGAAAAGGGCUGAUUUCAACAGUUUAACUAUGUGUUUUAGAUGAUAAAUUAGUUGAAUCCAAAUAAAGUAGCUUAACAGCAAGAUUGAUAACUUUAAAAGCACACUUCCUUGAAAAAUGGGGUAGCUGCUUGUUAAUAUUAUUUUCAAGGGUAACUGAACACUUGUGCCAUGUCCACUAAGAUCUCAGCAGAUUUGAAAUUUUAGAGUAGUAUUGUAAAUUCUAGUCUUGCAUGUUCUUGUUGUACACUAGAAAGUCAUUAAUUUACAUGGGAUGUAUUGUGUGUGUGUGUUAACACAGGUCUUGCUAACAAGACACAAACCCCAGAAGUUAAAACUAAUCCUCAAACCAAUGGAUCCAAUGUAGGCUUUAAACCAAGAGGAAGAGAGUUCUCUUUUGGUAAGUUCUGAGGAAAACUGUCUCCUUCCAAACUGCAUGCCACUAGCCACUUAUUCCUGUUCUUUAUUCCUGACAGUUGCCUACUUGAAUUCAGUCUGAUUCACUAACUAGAUAAUAUAUUUACACUCUUCCCAGUUUGGGAACUAAAGUGCAGUGUAUAAAUGUAAACAAAGCAAUAGAAAUCCUCAUUUUUUGUUGGUAACUCUGUUAGGAAUUUAAUUACUUAGGGGCUGCUUGCCUUACGUCUAGUACCUAAAAAGAGAAAAGUUACGUAAGUUGCACCUAGGACAAACCCAUUUCCCCCUUUAUAUGUGGAACUUGCUACUAGUUUUUUCUUGCUCAUUGUACAGAGGCAUCCAGAUAACAUCACUUGGUAUUUCCAUAGAAGCAAAGAAGUAGUGGAUCAGGGUGCAGAUAAUUGACUUACUCUUUUGAUGUUUUGACAGAGGCCUGGAAUGCCAAGAUUACUGACCUGAAGCAAAAAGUUGAAAACCUUUUCAAUGAGAAAUGUGGUAAGCAUACUGCGCCUUUUAAAACAUUAUCUUAGCACGUCUGAGGGGAACUUUAUCAGCAAAAUAUUUGAUACAUCCAUAAAUUACAGCCUAGUUCUUAUUAUUAAGUUGGUAAAUCGAAGUCUUGACUGUACCACUUUAAACUGCAGUUGAGAACUCACAGAUAAUAAAUGUAAAAGAAUGUGAUUAUUGUGAUUUGGCUUUCUAUCCUGUUUUUUUGCAGCAACAAACUGAUUCUCUUGCGUGAAAGGAAAGAGGUUAAGCUUCUGCAGUAACCUGUUUUCUUAAUUUGGUACAUCGGCAUAUGGAUAAUACCUCUAGAUUCUGGAUGUAUAGCCUCUUUUGUUCUUUAAGGGACUAUGUUACUGUUAUGUAAAUAUACAAGCAGGAAUUGAUAAGUCAACAACUGCUGGAUAAUGGGAAAGGAAAAAACUAAAAAAUAAAUAAUUGUAAAUGGAAUAUAUGGAAUGAAAUGUGAAUUAGAAAUAUGUAAUAUCAAGCAGCAGUGGGGGAAAGUAGAGACAUGUCUAGGAUGAAGAGCAGGAAGUCAACUUUUUGGAAAAUUUGUAUUAAAUUAGAUGUAAUUUGGCAUUGAUUUGUUAAAAAUUUGGAAAACUAAUAAAUAUUAUUUGGCAAAAAACACCUGCAGAUUUUGGAUUUUCGUGCUGAUUUUCAAUAUUGGUUGAAAGCCUACUAAUGUGCAUUAGGGCUGAGUGAAAUUUGUGUGGUGUUUCUUUUUACAAAGCAGAAAGUACUUUUGCCCUCUCCAAAACGUCUUCUCCAAAAGAGCAGUGUUCCAUAAUCACCUUUCACUAUAAAAUCAUGCUCUGAAGGGAGAAAGAAUGUGCAGAAUGUAUUACCAAUUGUCUCCUGCUAAAAGGGCAACUGCACUAAAGUGAUUAUUUUGCCACCUGUUCUAAUCCCUAUAUCAAAUAUAACUGGAAUUGGGGACUUUUUGUGGAGGGUCAACUCUCAAGAAAAGCUUUGUCCCUUCGUAUUUUGGCUUAGCUCUAGCAACCACUAGAACGUAUGUGUGAGAGAGAAAUUCAUCAAAGGUCCAGCCCCACCCCCUCAAAUAUUGUGAAAUACAUUUUGUUUUAGGGGAAGCUCUUGGACUGACGGAGCCUGUGAAAGUCCCUUUUGCGCUCUUUGAGUCUUACCCUGAAGAUUUCUAUGUUGAAGGCCUUCCCGAGGGAGUGCCAUUCCGUCGCCCUUCCACGUUUGGCAUUCCAAGAUUGGAAAAGAUCCUCCGAAACAAAGCUAAGAUAAAAUUUAUCAUUAAAAAGUAAGCCAAAUGCAAUGCGUACCACAUGACUGGCCUCUCUGAACAACUUAAAUACAGAGUUCAGCCUAGACAGAUGCUGGAUUCUUCCAUCAGAGAAACGAGGCUGUAUUUUAGACUAGCAAUACUCAUGGUAGGCUUCUCUAAGACUUGGGCAACCUUGUUUCAAACUUUUGGAAUAAUAACUAAUAAAUGCAAAUAUUUCAUUUCUUCAUAGUCAUAAGACUCCUCACAAAUUAAGGUUUCUAGCUGAACAAGCAGCAUUUUAAAAUCAGUUGGUAAGGGAUCACUUGCAAACUCCAUAUUUGAGACCCAAAUCAGCAAAUCAAAUGUUUUAAAUCCAGAUGACCUCAAGAGCAUGGCUCCAAAUAUUGCUGUGCCAACUUCAGAAUAAAUUUCUCAGUCAGAGAUAGAAACAAAGUGGCCCUGUGGGUUUUUGGUUUACUUGAUAAGUGAAAGCAGAACUUAAAGUAAGAUUGAAAUGCCCAGUUAGGAUGACAGGAAGCACUUGGUUACGGAGUGUUGAAUAGAGUGAAUACUGUAUACAGUCGUACCUUGGAAGUCAAACGAAAUCUGUUCCGGAAGUCUGUUUGACUUCCAAAACGUUUGAAAAAACCAAAUUGUGGCUUCUGAUUGGCUACAGGAAGCUCCUGCAACCAAUCAGAAGCUGCGGAAGCUCCAUCGGAAUUUUGGCUUCCAAAAAUAGUUCGCAAGCCGGAAAAGUCACUUCCGGGUUUCCGACGUUAGGGAACUAAGCUGUUCGAAAACCAAGGUAUGACUCUAUUGUAUAGUUGCUAAUGUUUUCAGCUGGUUGAAGGCUACUUCUUAAGCAGGAUCUUGUCAUAUCCAAAUAUGCCUCUUGUGUUGUCUGAAAGUGAAUAGUGAUAAAGGCAUUUUGCAAAUCCAAAAGGCAAAUUGGGCAAGUAUAGCUUAAAGUAAAACACCUUGUUGCCUUGUAUAAUACAUGAAAUAAUUAUGCGGUUGCUAGUGCCUGCCUUUUGUCUGUUGAGUCUUGUUUUCUUUUGUCUUCACUAAAUCUACUGGGACAGCUUUCAGUGCAUUGGCAUUCUGGCCAUAAGCUAACAUGAACGCAUUGCAUUUCUGAGUCCAUCUGGAAUUAAAACCUUGUUUACUUUCUUCCAUAUAAGACUUAUUCAGUACCUCCUGUUAUUUCCCGGAAGAAUAAUGAAGAUAAAACAAAGGCAGGCGCUGAGCUGGUGGGGGAGGGUGUAGCACUGAAUGAAGAGCACAAAAGUGAAAUUUAGAAAGAGGGGUUUGUAACCAUAUGAGCUGACCCUGAGGUCAAAAUAAGGGGUUGGCCCAUCACACUGCAACAUUAAAAAACAGUAAAAUGAGUUGGACACAAAAGUCCAUGCAGUGUUUCAGUUGAUAAUUGCGUCAUCUCAGGAAGAGUUUGAGCCUUUUAUAACUCAGGGGCACAAAACAGGUAACUCCAUUUGUGGAGAUGUGUCUCAUGCUAGGGGACAAUAUGCCGUAAAAGAACAAAUUGGUGGAGGAUAGCCAAAUGGAACCCAGCUUACAGGAUCAGAGGCAGUGUACCACUGGGUACCAGAUGCACAAGAGGAUUUUGCUUUUGUGCUGCCCAGGUGGACCUGACUGGUCAUGGAUGAACAGGCUUAGACCACGGUUUCAUUAACCACAUUAACAUUAAUCACAGUUAGAAAACUUCCCAACUCUUGCAGCCUUUCCACAGGAGGAGGAAAUGUGCUGCAGGCCUGAGGCUCACCAGCUUGUCCUGGCUCAUUCACAUCACAUCACACUGGUUUAGUGUGAUGUCUGAAUGCAGCCAACAUGUUUAAACUUCUUGGUUCAGGAUGCACAUGGAUAACAUAAUAGGUUCACUUUGCUUUUGCUUUAAUGUUUGGCUGAAGGGUUCUGCGCUUCCCUGAGAUGAGAGAGAGGGAAGCUUCAGGGAGGGAUAUCCAAGACAAGUGGAAUUUAUGGGGAGCAAGACUGCAUGUUUUGAGGAGGAAUGGUCAUUGUGCUUUCUCCUCCAUCCGCUUGACCAGCCAUGCUAUGGCAUUUUAGAAUGAACAGCUUCGCCUCAGAGGGAAAUGAAGCUGCAGUUGUGUUUACUUAUUGAUCGCACUUCUUUAUAUUCUUAUGCCAAAACUUCCACCAUGUUUCUUUGCAGGCCUGAGAUGUUCGAGGCGGCAAUUAAAGAAAGCGCUGCCGCUGUUCCAAGUCCUCAGAGUGAGUUUUGUCUCAGAGUUAAGCCCUCAAUGGCACCGACUUUGUUGUGUUCAUAAGAUGGCGACACUGAUCAGUAGGGAACAAUUCAGGGGAGCGAAUUAAAGUACUCCAAGGGUUCUGUGAUAGCAUAAAUCAAGUCAUUGUUUUUGGGCCUUGCACCUCAGAAUAAGAAAGAGUCUUGUGUCUUGAAAGUGCUAUUAGGUUACUAUAUCAAAGAAGUGACAAGAGCUGCAGAGACCAAGUUACUGGUCUUCUGCUCUCAACAUCUCAGCUCUCAUUCCAAAUCUCUCUAGCUAGCUGCCAGUCUACGUGUGCAGUUUCCUCCCCUUCCGCUGCCUCCCUGGAGUGCUAUGACAUCAGAUGUGUUCUGAAAUUCAAAUAGGGCAUAGUGCGUAUGAUGAUGUCUUUGUUGGGAGAGUUCCUUAUCCUUUUGGAGUGCAGAGACACUGCCAUCCUCUGCAAGGAGUAAAGCAGCACUCCUGUUAGAACGUGAACAGAUUUGGCGCUGGAUAUGGUUGGGUGGGGGCCAACAGCUGCUGUCCUCCAAUUGGAACUUAGAUCUGCCUUGUAUGUUGACCACUCUUUUGAGUUCAGUCUUAUUUGUUCUUGAUACUUUUUUACUGGGCAGUACUCAUAAUACGAAAUGAGAUUCGAGUCCUUUUGGUGUUAAUGCUUUGAAACCAUGUGUUUUGUAAGGAAGAACAAGUUUAUCAAACACCGUGAUAAACACUGUAAGUGUGCCUGAUCCGGUGGUGAACACAGCUGCUGGAGUGGAAGAUCUUAACAUCAUCCAAGUGACUAUACCAGGUACUCUGCCCAUUUCCCUCCCUACCUUGCAUUUUCAAAAGCCGUUUUAAAGACAGAGUCUUUUUCCAGUUCAAUAUUUUUGUGCCUGUCCUACUUCUAAUUCUAGUUCAUGUGCCAGCAGACACCACAUAAGAUACUAGUCAUAACAAACCGUAUUCUUCUGUGUUACUUGCAAAAGUAUCUUGAAGCUAAGCUCCCAAGGGCUUGAAAGAGAAGAAGCAGACAUUCUUAACUAUUGCUAAUAGUUCUCAUUUUGCAAAUUAAACGUAACAUAGAAGCCCCAUGUUCCUUACUUUCAUUUCCCAGAAGAAGCAGUGCUUCAAAGACAAAGGCUAUCUUAUUGAUGAUUUACAGGAACUGAAAGCAGCCUUCCUGAGUUGGAUUGCUCUGCUUACAGGAACAUGCUGGCUUCCCACCUGCCAACCGCAGACUGUCCUUAGAACUUGCACAAGGGUUUAGAGAACUUCCUUGCUAUAUUUUCUACUGGAGAAUGUGGGCUGCAAAGCAAUGACCUGACUGACCUUCCCCAAAGAUUCAACUAGGGGAGAGUGCUGGUAGCUGCCAGGUUGCUAACCAGCUGCCUCCCUUUCUCCAUGCUUCCAUGAGGUUCCUAGCUUGGAGGAAGAGCUUGUCAAUUUGUUAUUUUCUGCAUUAGUUCACUUUUUUCAGUUGCUCCGUAAAAACACCAAGGGGCACCUGCAUAUCUGUUAUGUGCUCUUUCCUUUAAUCUUUCAGGCAAGGGUGGGACAUGUAUGGCCUCCAAAUGUUAUUGGUUAACAUCUCCAUCAUCAUUGACCAUUAACCAUGCAGCUAGAAGAUGUAGUCCAACAUCAUCUAGAGUGUGUGUGCAGAUUUCCCUGCCCUGCUUUAAAAUCUAGUGACUUAAGCUAAAAGAAAGAGAGGACUUUAGCAGCAGGUACACCUGGUAGAGACAUGCCCUAUAGGGCACUUAAGAAAGUGGGCACACACUUGUCUCAGGCUCUCUCCUGCCACUCCUUUAAACCCCAAAGAACUAACAGUCUUAAGGCUGAGAAGGAGUUGGUGAUAGGACAACAGCAACACUAGAUGAGUAGAACAGGGCUCUUUAAAUAACUAGACUGACUUAAAUUGUCUUUGCUUGCGUUUAAACAAGAUCUGUUUUUUUUUAAGGUUCAAGUCAAUCACAAAAUAUGAUUUAAUUCUUGUUUCUUCAAAUUUUACAGACGAUGAUGAGAGAACAUCCAAAGUAGAGAAGGCCCGACAGCUGAGAGAACAAGUGAAUGACCUGUUCAGUCGGAAGUUCGGUAAUUUUAAUUUUGCAAUGUAGACUCUCUAAUCCAAGGUGCAGUAGGCCUACCUUUGAGACCUGAAUUGAAAGAGGACUGAGCUGUAAAAGUCUGAAGCUGCAAAAGAGCCGUUUAUGCUUCGGAAAGUCAGAAGUUGGGCGUUGAGUGCAUGUGUCUUUGCACACCUAGCUAGCACCUGUUUUCUGUUGGUGGUUGGCAGGUGCUCUGGUUGACAGGUGGUCUAUAAAUAUAGUAAAUAAACUCAUCCUUUCGUACUUCAUAAUUGAAGGAAACAUUUCUGUUCCCUCUUUCCCGAGUUCUAUAUGCAAUUCCACUUGACUGAAAAGCGUGUAUUCAGUCGUUAGAAAAUAGCUGUCAUUUGAUGCUUCUUGAGUUCAAUAGGUUGCUUUAUUGUAGUUAUAUAGGAUCAUAUAUAAAAAUACACUUUGGUUUAAGUGCAAAUUAUCAUGUUUGUGUUAGGUAGCUCAUGUUGCAGUCUCCAUGCAGCCUUGGAUGAUGCAAUGGGAACAACUGACACCUGUGAUUUUAAAAACAGUGGGGUAAUUAGUUAGAUGCAACUUAAUACCAGUGGUCAUCGAAAGACUGCCUUUGAAGAAAAACUGCCAGCUGGUGUCUGGUGGAUUUCAUACAUCUGAUUAGUGAUGGCAACCAAAAGGGAGUAUUUCUUUACACAGUGCUUGAUUAACUUAUUGAAAACAACACGCAAUAACGGCCAUGGGAGUAGAUGGCUUUAAAAGAUGCGUAGCAGAGGAUAGAUCUACUGGAGGCUAUUAGGCAUGGGAACAAAAUGGAAUCCUCCUGAUUCCAAAGCGGUGUGAGACACUGGAUACCAUUUGUUGGGAGGCAAAUGAUGGGGAAGGGCUGUUGCUGUCAUUUCCUCCAUUUAUGCUUCCUACAGGCAUCUUGUUAAUUACCGUAGGAAAUGGGAUGGACCUUCUUUUUUACUCUGAUCCAGCUGGACCCUUCUUAUAUAGGUGCCAGUACUCGCCAUAAAGUUGUUACACUAAGUGCCACACUUUUUAACAACAAAAGAAAGAGGUGCUGUUACUGCGUACCCUUGAGUAAUGUUUUAAUCAGUAUUUUUAAAAACAGCACUUCCAAAAGCUUAAAUGAAGAUAAGUGGAAGGGUUCAGUCCCAGAAGGUCAGCAAAAGCACAUCUCCGUUGAAGUUGAUUCUGAUUUUAUAAUGAUCCUGCCUUUGCUACUGUGUAGUAUUUUCAAGUAAACUCUGCCUUCCUUGUGGCCUAACGGGAGGACAGUACAACAUAACUCUCACAACCUCUCUCUCUCAUCAGGGGAAGCCAUUGGCCUGGGGUACCCUGUGAAAGUCCCCUAUCGAAAAAUCACAGUCAACCCUGGCUGCGUGGUGGUGGAUGGGAUGCCCCCUGGAGUGUCUUUCAAAGCUCCCAGCUAUCUUGAAAUCAGUUCCAUGAGGAAGAUACUGGAUUCAGCAGAGUUUAUUAAAUUUACUGUCAUCAGGUAUGUGGCUUUCAACUGCAUUCUCUAUAACACUGGUUUUCUUUUUUCUUUCUUUUUUUGUUGGAGAAGAUGUAAGGUGGGGCCUGCAUAUUCUGGUCCUGGUUGAUGGAUUAGACAUGCAGUGAAGAUAAUGGGAGAAACUGCCACUGUUUUCCAUUGCAACCAAGCUAGGGCCAGCACACAAGACCAAAAGAUCCUCUUGUGAUCUCUAUGACACUUUUGACAAUGCCCUGUGUUUGCGAGGCUCAAACAAGCCACUAAACUGAAGCUCCAUAUUUUGAGGCAGCAUGCUUCUCCUUAUGAGGUCUUGUGGGGAAAGAGGUGACUGCUGCUUAGGAUCAUCUCAGAAGCAUCUGAGCUGCUAUGCUCCCUGCCUUCCAAUGGGGAAGGAUCUUCAGAAGCAUGGAGUACGAUUGCUUUACAGUCCAGGCCAGCUUCCAUUGGGGCCAGUUCCUCAUGGCCUGGGGCCAGCAUACCUAAGAGAGGGUGCCUUCUUCCCUGUGCCCCACUGCAGUGUUGAAAGAUCAGCCGAGAAUGUGCUCUUGAAUGAUGCCAACAUACAAGCCAGGCUUGUAGGAGGAUAUGGAGAGAGGCGUUCUCUGUUGCUGCCUCACGACUGUGGAACUCCCUUCCCUCGGAUGUUCACAUUCUGAGGCAUCUGUAAGGGCUCCUGUGACCAAAAUGUCCUGCCUCUCCCUUGCAGGAGGUGAAACAGAUUUGGAGCGCUAUUACUAAAGCAGCAAGGAUGAGCGGAUAUUUUCUUAAAAGUUUCACCAGCGGUUGUGUUAGGAGCAGGCAACAAGAGUUUAUUGGAAACCUACUGCUUGCUACUAAGGACGUUAGCCAUAUAUGAAAUGGGCCUAUUGAAAUGAAUAGAAUGUUUAACAAAGUUCCAUUAUUUUCAGUGAGUCUCCUGAAAGUAGACCUGUAUUUACUAGAUACAGCGCUAGGAGCAGAAUUUUGAAGAGAGAGUCCACCACUGACCUAGCAAAGAUAUGAGGGUAGAGAAAAUAUAAUAAAAAUGGAAAGUGGAAAGUAUACAAAGACAACUGGAGAGUAAGUAAUAAAAAUGGAGUCAGUUGAAAUUUUUCAACUUAGUAUAUAAAUGCAAAGCUCAGGGUCACGUAAGUAACUUACUCAUGUUCAAUAUAUAUAUAUUUUUCUUGGACCUUGCUGGGAGGCUUAAGAAUUGCAGUAGAAGAUCUGUGGCUUUAUGCAUACAUGAAAAUUAAACACAAUGAGAAGAUCAGAGUGCAUAUGUGGUUAUACAGUUUGGCACCUCAGAUUGUUAUGUCAAAUCUGUAGAACGUUAGGAUUAUAUGUAAACGAUCCCUUAUUGAAGUGUUGCAUUCUGUGUUUUCCAACAGACCAUUCCCUGGACUUGUAAUGAACAACCGUAAGUAUUUCAUUAGCAGUGCUUAAUAUGUCCGUUCUUCUAUAACUGUGUUGUCAUUAUGAUGCUGCCAAUGACACAGUCCAGCUCUUUCUUAGCAUUUUAUACCUGUGACCAGAGAGAAAAUGACAGCGUAUAAAUGCUAAAGGGGUAAGGAUUACAAGGGAGUAGAUUAAAAAAACAACAACAAUGAAAAAACAACUCUUUGGAAUACUAUUUGUCUACCACAUCUUUCAAGGGAUUGGUAAUGUUUUGCUUGGUGCAUACUGACAUGGAGUAACAUUGUGGUUUUAACAUGAAUACAUUUACUAGUGGAGGGAUGUAUCCUUGUCAUAACUUAAUGCUGACCUUACUACUUCUAGAAAUUGCUGAGAAAGCAGAAUCAGAAGCACCAGCACCAGCAGCUGUGCCAGUCCCCGAGCCAGUGGAACAAGGUAGGUGUUAAUUUUUAUUAGACUGCCCUUAGAAGUUGAUAACAUGAUUGGUGAUAAAGCCCCUUUUUCGAGGUGGAGCAGGGGUGCGGAUGGGCGUGAAGACCAAAUCUGUGCAAUAAUACCAGGGUGGAAUUAAUACACUACUUUAGUUUGGUUUGUGUGAGAAUAUGGACAUUCAUUUUUAUGGAUUUACUUCAUUAAAUUUAUAGACCACUUGAUUGUAAAAACAAAAACAAAAAGACCUAAAAUGGGUUUUGCUAAUUCUUACAGGUGCUUUUCAGAGAAUAUACAUUAUGUCGAUCAUGUUUGCUGUUGUAGUUAACAGUACAUUAUAUAAAAUAAUGCAACUAAUUUUAUGAGUUUCCUUUUUUUAAGAUCCAGUUGAACCAGACCAAAUAGUACAAGUAUCUGUGGAGGACGGUAAGUGUUUGUUGUCUGAUGAGUGGAAAGCAACAGUUAUUUGAAAAUGUAUCUUGAUGCCCACAAAACCAAAAGGAAAAGAGCAAGGUGAAGCCCAACACUGCUCUCUUCCCUCUGGCCCUGUAAAGUUGCUUGCUAGCUUUUCAUUUUUUAAUUUAUUUUUAUUGUCAAUGGCUCAGUUGCUAGAGCAACAUGAGAUUCUUAAUCUCAGGGACAUGGGUUCAAGACCCACGUUGGACACAAAAGAUUCCUUCAUUGCAGGGGGUUGGACUAGAUGACCCCUGUGGUCCCUUCCAAUUCUACAAUUCUAUUUAAUGUAUUCCUUACUGUUUUAUAUUCAGAAUUUCUAAGUGAUGCACAUAAAAUGUUAUUUUUUGAAAGGCAAACACAAACCACGUGAGAGUAUAAGAACAAUUAAAAGUAAACAUAAAACCAUAACAUAACAUAAAAGCUACUUGUAAAGUGGCUGCUGAAAUAGCCAUGAAGUAAUUUCAGUGAAACAAUUUGUAGCUCCGCCACUCUGGUUUGUGGUUAAAGAUUCUGGUGGCCCAUUCUUAAAAUUACGUGGUAUGAUUUUCAUUGGUGGUUUGUGUUUGAAUGGUGAAUCAUUUUCCAUCUGUGGCUUUUCUCUCUUUCAAGCAGCUGCUCUCUAUAGUUCACUGAGACAAAAUUACUAUCACCUGGGAAACAAACAAUCUUCUUAAUUAAGUUUAUGCUGGAGCUUUGUUCCUCCUCGCUCAUUUCCGGAAAUUGCAAUUUUCAUUUACAUUCUCAAAUCCCCUUCCCUCUUUCUUCAGCGAUCUUGUUGAAAGGCAUCUAACUAUCCUUUUUUUUCUCCACAGAUUCGGCACAGACUGAAGAAGACACUCAAAUAAAACAAGAGCCAGACCCAACGUGGUAG
Messenger RNA from Podarcis lilfordi (Lilford's wall lizard), 42996 nucleotides. Lineage: Eukaryota; Metazoa; Chordata; Lepidosauria; Squamata; Lacertidae. The record is from the annotation of a GenBank genome assembly.